CUUGGCUCCGCGCGCGGGAAGCUGAGGCAGGAGACGCUGGUCUGCGCGAGCGAUUCUGCGGCUUCUGGGCGGACUAGGACGUCAAUCUGACAUGAAUUUAGCGUGUCUUUCAUGCGAGCAGGUUGUGGGGGUAGCACGCGCGGCAGAAUCGGUCAAUUGCACCAGCCAGAGCGCGCGCACGGAAGGCGUCUCAAUCCUCCAUUCGAACGCUGAAAAAAAGUCUUCUACCGCUUCUAGCGACGCGAUAUCGACGGGAAAACACGCACAGACGGCGCAACACACGACGGGCAGCGCGCAAGUGGCUCGCUGCUGCGUGUGCGAUGGUAUUUAUCACACUCCUUGUCUGUUAAAGCUUGGAGACAGCUGGAAGCAAGGGGAAUCGACGUUUACGUGUUUGGAAUGCCGGUCCAAGACCAAGAAAUUGACAAAGAAGGAGAAAAAGAUACUAGACGAUGACGCUCUUCCGAUUUUAGUGCCGGCGCUGGCCUUCCCGUACGUGAGAAGACUUCAAACGGCUAAAAUUGUAGGAAAAUCGACGAAAACUCGUGAAAUUUCAAUGGAAAAUAGCAAAUCCGACGACGGAGUGAUUGCGGAGAGUGACACUACUGACUGGGACGUGUUUUCAACUACAGUGGAGGUCUGCACUACCUGUCGACAGGUGCAGAUUGCUGCUGAAGACAAGACAAACUGCCAUAAAUGCCACAAUCCCUGUCUGCAUCGACGCUGUGUGGCUCAUCACCAAGCGGAACAUGGAGCAACUGCUAAAAAGAAGAAAAUUUACCGUGGCACAGGCAAGAAGAGACGCCGAGCGUCGUCCGUGACCACGUUGGAGUGGUGUGCGCCGUGUUUACUGGACAACGACAAGCAGGUGAAGCAGCUAGUGGACGGAUCUAUUGAUACUCGCACCAUUGCGAUGCUGGUGAACGAUGAUAACAAAGCAGAGGGACAAGUACAGUGGUGGAAGGACUGCUGUAUGUGCCAGGGACGCUUCUGCUUGCAGGAGUUUUGUGAUGUACAGCAGACAGAUGCCAGUUUGGAAGAAGUGCUGGCCAAUGCGCCAUUGGACGAUGAGACUGAGUGGGUCUGUGCUCAUUGUGCGCCUAUCGCACGCUCGCUCGCAAUGAUGACAGUGGUGAUUUGCGAUGGCUGUGACGGAGAAUUCGACAUAGCUACACUGAAUCCGCCGCUUACUGAGGCUCCCGAGGGCGACUGGUUUUGCUCUGCUUGCAGUAUUAAACCGGAAUCUUCGAGUGGUGCAGGGACAUCGAUGAGUGCUCGGGAGUUGGUGACAGUGUUGAGGUGCGAUGGAUGCAAACGUGAGGUCGACGUGGCUAAUAUCCACCCACCGUUGAAGAGUGUACCGAUAGGAAACUGGUUCUGCAACGACUGUGUUACCGACGCAGCUGAUGCCGCCCCUAGUAUUGACAGUGCGACGGUGCCUCUCGUUCCUGUGACGCUGUUGAUCUGUGAUUUGUGCGACAGUGAAUUCGACAUGAAGGCGCUGGACCCACCGCUAACUGAAGUGCCGAGUGGCGACUGGUUCUGUCCAGCCUGUAGCUCUACAAAGAGCGCUCAACGUCAAGUCAAGGGCCGCAGCGGAAAGACCAAACGAGGUCGUGCGAACAAAACUGCGCUUCAAUCAGCUCCUGUAAAGCAAGAGGUGGUCGUCACGGUCUUGCUGUGUGAUGGCUGUGACCACGAAUUCGACCCGUUGACUCUGAACCCUCCGCUACUGAAGAUCCCCGAUGGCGAGUGGUUUUGUCCAGCAUGUAGCGAUGUUCGUGCAGCUGACGGUAUUCAGCGAUGUGUGGGUUGCGAUACGAAGUUCCACACUGGGGGAAGUGUUGCAGAUCGACUGCAUCGUCCAAGCGGAACUGUCGAUGGCGUCAUGUUGUGUGAAGCGUGCCGUAAUUUACAAGUUGGAUACACGCGUAGACGCUCCGCAGCUCCCAUAAAUGCCAGUCUCGAAGCCAAGCCUACACCUGCAAUACCAGUUAGCAGAAAGAGAAGUCGAGUAGCUGCAGUGACUGAUGGCCAGAAGAACCUCAAGCAGCAGAAGACAGAGCUUGGCGGCCCUCCUGCUACUGAAGGCAGCGCUGUAGUGGUUCAACCUACGAAUGUAGUGUCAAGAAGUGCGUCUGUAGAUGACAACACUGGGCCGCGUAUACUCAUCCCGAAGCCGAUCACUAAGGUGGCGUCUUCUGCUGGUAUUCGCAACGAGAUCGACGGAACAAAGAUCACGAGUGGCUGGAGCUAUACAAACCCGACUGUAGUCGUUGCAGACCCCGGCGAUAACUUGAUAGCUAACAGCAUUGAUGACGUCGAAGAGAGCGGCAUCUUGAUCAUCUGCGACAUCUGCUUUGGAGAGUUCAAGAUGGCGGAUGUGCUGGGUACUGACGACGCCAAUGCAGUCCCUGCUCGUCCGUGGUUCUGCAAACCUUGUCUGAGAGCACUCAAGCGCAGUAGAAAGAAGCGACCGCGGUUCUCCAAGCAAAUGGUGCUGGAAAUGCAACUCUACGGGCGUCUAUUACGUGCUACAGCUGCUAAAGUCUCGGAUCUAGACGCCGUUAUUCGUGUGGGGAAUCCGCCAAACUCUCGUGAAGAGCGACGCAGAAUGUACGAGCUGGUUGGCAAGAGUGUGGGUGUGUUCUUGCAGUGGGACAAGCAGUGGGUUAUGGGGCGUGUCUUGGCUUUCCAUGCUACUCAUCCGUCGAUGCACCAUACGAUCCGCUUUGAUGAUGGAAUGGUGGCAUCGUUGCCGCUGUACGCAUUCCCCAUGGUGAUUGGGACUCGCACUAUGCUCUACGUUAAGACUCCAGCAAAGCAGAACCAGUGGUGGCCAGCUCAAGUUUUGCGACUGAAUGCCCUUGCGAAAAAGCUUCUACUGCCCACACAAGAGGAAGAGACUGGAGCUCAUUCGAACUUCCGUCUUGUUCGCAUAUUUGCGAGUAAUGACCAUGUGGAGACGACGCAGUAUGUGUCGUGUUGGGUUCCUAAGUAUCUGUGUCGUAGCAUGAAGAGGUUUGUUCCUUCGGAGACGACAACAAUGGGGAGUGAACAAGAGUUGCUGUCAAAGUCAGUGGAGCGCGCUCGAUUCGAGUUGCAGUGCGAGACAGACCAUUUAAGCCGCUUCUUUCAAGCGUUACUGACCGGUUUUCGACGGGUUUUAGCGUCGACACCGCCACCUACGAAGCCUAUCAAAGGAGCCAAACGCACCCCUGGACACGCGGAUGUCUUUGAUCGGUGCGCUCAGAUCGCUGAAGUGUUGGUGGGUAAAGCUAUCGUUGUCACGUCGGGCAUGAGCCAGUCGACGCCUGGGACGUUUAAAGUGACAAAGUUCGAUCAAGACUCGAAGAAACACGUCGUUGCUCCUCAAAAUGAUGCAGAAAUGAGUGAUUCUGACUCUGAGAUCGUGGUUGAUCUACUUCAAGCCACUGAUGGCGUCGUUUAUCAUCUGGACGAUGUCAGUACGUUCAGCGAGCUGGCUAUUAUGCUCGAGUUAAGCGGCUCUGAUGUCGGUGGAGGCAUCCCAGGAGAAUUCCACUCCAAAGAACUGCUGGAAAAGGCGAUUAUUCGAGAAACUGGUGUCCUUCGUCACACGUUAUCGGCAACAAGUGAGAAACGGGAAGAUUGCGCGAAUAGUACGUGUGGAUACUGCUUGCUGGAUGCUGACGAGUGUGACGUUGAUACGGACACACACGACGCGACAGUUACUCGAGAACAGGAGGAGUUGGUGGUGUGUUUAAAGUGCGACAAGCGAUUCCACGCCACGUGCUGUGACCCACCACAUGCCCCGCUCUCGCUUGUAUCCCCAGAGGACGGAGAAGUACUAGUCUCGGAUCUCAAGACGCCGUUCGUGUGCAGUAACUGCACGUCGUGUGCCGGUUGUCACUGUCAGCAGAACGACGAAGAACAAACCGGAGAGUCCAACCCGCGAUGGUCACAAUGGCGUCUGCCGCUACAGACUGCAGCGCUUUGCACCAAGUGCAUUCCGUACUACAAGGCCAAUCGAUUCUGCGGCGUGUGCAACUUAGUACUGGACGACGAAGAGUUAGCCACCAGUGUGGAUCUAUUGACCUGUUCGACGUGCCACCACUGGAUUCACGCAGACUGCGAGCCAGACCCACACCCAGCUUUCCACGCCUACAGUGACGCUAAAGAUUUCGCUCUAGAUGUCAUCAUGGAUGCUUCAGAUACGCAGUCGAAUGUGGAUACUGUGAAGUCAGCAAGUCGAGACGCUGACACCGAGUCGAGUCUGAAUGCGCUUGUGGGCAGUCGUAGUCCGUCGGAGGAACGCAAUGUGGCUAAUGGCAAGAGCAAAGACGACGGAGCGGCCAAGACGGCUAAACAAGUGGAAGAAGACUUUGCGCACUCCUUACGCUUCGGAGCUGGCUACGACCCCAAGAUGCUGCAUAAUUACGAGUGUCUGACGUGCCGUAAGGUGCGUAUGUUGCAUGUUUUGCAUCGCCUAGGCGUCGAAGACAAGCUGGUGCUGUUCAAAGAGCCUGUGACUGAAGCGAUUGCGCCCACGUACUUCGACAUCAUCAAGGCGCCGAUGGAUCUGAGUACGAUGCGGCAGAAAAUCCUGGAUGGGAAGUACACGAGCGUCAACUUCCGUGCGUUCCGGGACGACUUUGAGCUCAUGUGUUUAAACGCAGUCACGUUCAACACGAAGGAGCGGGACUUUCUGAUCUGGCGUGAAGCGUGGCGGUUCUACGGUCAAGGACAGCGGAUCUUCCGACAAACAGCGCCCAAGGCUCGUAUGAAGCAGCGUGGAGGACGGCACUAUGAUGCUCUGGUGGUCGCAGCGAAGCGGCAAUUGCCUAACAAUUCGGCGCUUGCUCAAUCUAACGGGGAUUCGAUCAGUAAUGGCAACGAAGGUGGAGAUAACGAAGACGAUGAGGACUUUGACGAAGAAGAGGAAGCCGAUAAUGGCUCGGAUGCCGGAUCUGAAGCAAACAACCGACCUCAAGACAACGUCGGGGCUUCGAAUGGAGCUACUGCGUUAGUGUCUGACGCAGCGUCGGUUCAUGACAGCGAUACGAACAGCAUCGUGCCGGAUUCCACAGUGAAGAACCGAGAAUCUGCUAGUGACGUUACUGUUGGAUCGAAUGGCUCAGCGUUAGCUGUGACUACUGAUCGGCGUAUAGUGACGAAUGAUGCGUUCGUGUUCCAGAGCAAGCUGCGUAGUGUCACCUCGCGAUCUCUUGUCCCGCUGUUUCAAAUCGUGCAGACACGGACCUCUGCUCAUAGCUACAGCUGGCUGGAUCUGUGUGCGGUGUGUGGAAGUGCGGGUUUGACAAGUGAAUUCAUCUUCUGCGUGGAUUGUGGAGAAGGUUUCCACUCGUUCUGUGUGUCUGGUAUGAGCGUUGAUCGUCUAGAAGAUAACGAUCAACUCCGCGCUUAUUGGCGCUGUCCGAACUGUAAGAUGUGCGAGAUCUGUGGUCAACCUGGAGCUGUUUGUGGCGCUGAGAGUAACACUCGUGUUCCUGUUACUGCCGGUAAUGUGGACAGCCCAGUGUCAGUGAGUGGAGACACGGAGACGGCACUGGAAUUAGCCAAAGCGGAGUCGCUCUUACUAUGUGGACACUGUGAUCGUGGCUUCCAUGGCUCAUGCGUGGUACCAGCUAUCAAGUUGCCGUCGAAUCCAAAGAAACGCGAUGGCACAAGCUCGAUUCCUGUCAUCUACUGCGCCAGUUGUGUGUCGUGUAUGAACUGCACGAGUUCGAAAGACAACAGUGUGGAGUAUCUACACUCGGACGAAGCCAAGAAGGACCAUAUCGAUGCACUGGAACGUACGUACAGCUACGAACAAGACAAAUGCUUGCAUUGUCACAACCAGAAGGAGCGUGAAGUACAAGCACUUAAAGAGCGUACCAGACUAUUGACGGAAGUGUGGACUGAUUCGGCACGUCGAAACAAGAAGGAUGCAGAGAAAUGUCCACUGUGUCGACGUAAAUGGGAUGCAGAUCUCGAGGAAUUGAUGCAGUGUGACGCCUGUGAACGUUGGGUGCAUCCUCCCUGUGAUGAACUAUUGAAGAAAGAACCCAAACGAUACCAGACGCUAGUGAGCGACCCCAACGCCAUGUACGUGUGUGCUGCUUGUCGCCCUCAAGAGCGUCAACAUCUCACUCCUAAAGUCUCGGACGGUGAAGGUUGGCGCUGCCAAGUGCUGAUCGCUGAUAUCCAACGUAAACGCGUACAAUGUGAGUCCAGUUGGAAGGAAACGCUGAUGCAAAUGGAGCAAGUGGAGCGCUGGAAACGUCUGGCAGACAACACACCGGUAUACUUGUAUGUCCUGCGUCUGGGUGAGGAAUGUCUGCGCAACUUUGCGUAUCGUAGUCUCAACUUCCAGAGCGAUUGGUACCGGUUUACUAAACAGCAGGAACUGGAUGAUACCGGUGUGGCUAUCCCCGAGUGGUUACUACGUAAAGCUAACCGGUAUAUGCGAUUCAAGAGGUACAUGCGUGGCCCUCGUGCAGCAGCUCGACGUCGCGAACGCAAGACGCAGAGCUUUUAUUCCAAGCAAGCGGUGGGGCUGAAUACGCGUAAGGAUGCGAGCGCUAUUUGUAUGAUCGUGUCUGAAGCUGCGAGUUGUGCUGCGUUGUUGGCGUGUGUGCAUUUGCUGUAUGGAUGGAGACCACUUCCUGAAGUCGUGAUCCACUUGUUAUCAAGCGAUGAGGAAGGCACUGAGCAUCGGAAACUGGAAGAACCACUGCUAAAGAGACUGCGAAGUGGAGAGAGUAUCGACGGUGAAGCAAUGCAACCGAGAUUGAAGUUGGAAGCGGAGAUCAAGACGAUCAAGGAGCAGUAUGACCGCAGAGUAGGCAAGAGGCAUCUGGUGCAUGAACCAUCGUCUGAGCUCACGGUAUUUGGCUUCGGUGACGCGGUCAGUGCUACAAGCUCAGUGGAACCGGAUGAGAGCAAAGAAGAAGCCAAGGCGCUUGAGUCUGUAGAAUCUUCUGAGCCUGCUUCUAAUGGACAUGCGUCUAAUGGCCAUGCGUCUCCAGUGCCGACACCGUCUGCCUCUCCUCGCUUAAGCUCUGGAAGGCUGGCUCGUAUGACCACUGUUUCUCCAUUGCAUGGAUGGCCUAAGAGUGAAAAUGACGGCGUUGCUGCGUUUGAAGACACGCGAUUCUGCGCGCUGUGCUUCAUGAUUGGAGAUAACUCGGCAUGUGGACGCUUGUUGUACACUGAAGCGGAGACGUGGGUGCAUGUGAAUUGUGCCUUGUGGUCGAUGGAAGUGUACGAGGACGUGUCUGGUGUGUUGCACAAGUGCAGUAAGGCGAAACAUCGCAGCCGGUUGAUUCGCUGUGAUUCUUGUGGACUGAUGGGAGCGACAAUUGGCUGCGCCAUCACACGCUGUACUAGACAUUAUCACUUCCCGUGUGCAGUAGACGCUGGAGUAGCGUUCUUACCGAACGGCGAGACUUGCUGUCCGCUGCCUGCACAUCUGGAUACUGUGGCUCGAAGACUCGAGACUGUGAAUGGAGGAGUACCGUUAACAAUACCAGCUGCAUCUCCAGGAGCAGAAUCGGAUCCACAGACUCUGAAUAACAGCGAGACGAACGCAGAAUCAACUGAUGGUGACAUAUCGAGUGCCGUGGUUGAUGGGAAUGAAAGUGCUGAGCAGACUGUGAGCUCAGAGGAGGAGAGCAAGGAACAAGAUGCAGGCGAUACUGGGCUCAAGACCCCAGAUAAUGGAGAAUCGACGGAGGCGAGUGCAGUACCAGACAGUUCCAUCACGUCAAGAGUGAAGGUAUCUUCAGCAGAGAACGUCUCGACGGUACAAGGUCAGGACGAAAAGGAAGACUGUGCCUCGAAUAUUCAAGAUGAGGUGAAGGCGAGUGAGAACCCUGAGGCAGCUGUGGUGGUUCCUCCGGUGCAGCCUCAACACGUUUUACCUGUGAUCAACCCUCGUCCAGAGCCCCGAAGAUCUCUUUUCAGCGACCCACCCCUUGUGACCGUGUCUGACUUGAAGAAGAAGAAACGUGCUGAACUCAAACGCGGCAUCAAGCCACGACCAAUGUGUUACCGCGUUGGAGCGCUGACAGUUCAUUCUCUCGGCCACAUUUUCGUCGGCAAUGGCAGCUUCCAUACACGAACAAACAUCUACCCAUUAGGCUUCCGCAGUACGCGCAUUUUCUGGAGUACACGCCACCUGGCGACGCGUUGUCUGUACGAGUGUGUGAUCUCCAGCUCUGAGAUCGAAGAGCGACGUGCUCGACGCCAAAAGAAACUGAAGAAUGGCGAAGCAGACGACGAUAACAAAGACAGCGAGUACGAUCAACAGCGUCGAAGGCCUCGCGUUGUGUUCAAAAUCACGCCCUCAGACGACCAGGAACGACCCAUUGUGGCGUCCACACCUGAAGACGCGCUUAUUGAACUUCGCAGUCGUGUUGUGUCGCUGUAUGAAGAGCAGCGAGGCUUCUCUGUAAGUCCCAGGAAUGGUCAAAGCUCAGCGCGCUCGUUGGAGAUGGAGAGGAAUCCGUUCUUGAAGCGCAGCUCAUGGUUCUCUUUCGCACUUAGUGGCGAUUACUUCUUCGGCUUUGGGCUGCCUGAGAUCACUCGCUACAUUGAAGAACUGCCUUAUGCUGCCACUACAGCGAUUAGUCGUCGUGCUGUGGUACGGAAGCUACGACAGCAGCAACAACGUCAAGGUCAGAGUCCUCUAGCUGGUUCAGCCGCUGCAACGUGGGGCUCUGGCUCUCGCAAACGCAGUCAUGACAGCAUGGAGCAUAGUGCUGUAAAUGCCGCUCAAGUCAUCUCUGCAAUGCUCGAAGAAGAAGAAGAUGAACAGCCCUACGAGUUCAGUCAAAAACUACCGUCCACAGAGACUUUCCAGACCGCUGAGCGUGUCAUGGAACAUCUUGUACGAGCUGAACAACGCGCCCGACAGUCGUCAGGAUGUGCACGAACCGAUGGCUUUGAAGGCAAUCGACUGUUUGGUGCACCGAAGAAAGCCAAGAGCAUGCCACGACGUCAAGCUCUUAACAAGGAGGCGACGAAUGAACCGGUACCUGGAGCAACGAACGGGAACGGAGGGAACUCUAGUGGUGUGGCUAUGGAUAUUGAACACUUGCCGAUCACAAUGCAGUACCGAGAGCUCCGACGUCGACCGUUUGACGAACGUAUGUUGGUGCGUAAGUCUUCUAUCCACGGCUACGGACUCUUCUUGAAGGAACCAGUGAGCGAUGGACAGAUGAUCGUCGAGUACCAAGGACAAAUGAUUAACCAGACGGUAGCCGAUGAGCGGGAACGACGCUAUGAGGAACAGGGUAUCGGCAGUUGCUACAUGUUCCGACUGGAUGAGAAGACGAUCAUUGAUGCUACGCGGUGUGGCAAUCUCGCGCGUUUUAUCAACCAUUCGUGUGAUCCAAAGGCCUUUGCACGCAUUGUGGCGGUGGAAGGGGGAGAGAAGAAGAUUGUGAUCUUUGCAAAGCGAGCGAUUGCAGUGGGAGACGAGGUGACGUAUGACUACAAGUUCCCUAUUGAAGACGAAGCUAUCCGCUGUGACUGCAACGCUCCCAAUUGUAUUGGCCGCAUGAAUUAGGUCCGACGUUUAAGCAAAACAGCAGAUUUGGGUUCUGCAUAAUAUGCAAUAUGUUUUUACAUGAAUGCGCAGUUAUAAACCACAUUUUCAGCUUGG
Messenger RNA from Phytophthora nicotianae INRA-310, 9649 nucleotides. RefSeq lists its product as hypothetical. Gene Ontology annotation, biological process: positive regulation of transcription by RNA polymerase II. The coding region runs from base 92 to 9553 and encodes 3153 amino acids. The record is from RefSeq and is a predicted model, not a curated record. The transcript has a single exon. Gene Ontology annotation, molecular function: transcription coactivator activity; histone binding; histone H3K4 methyltransferase activity. Lineage: Eukaryota; Oomycota; Peronosporomycetes; Peronosporales; Peronosporaceae. Gene Ontology annotation, cellular component: MLL3/4 complex; nucleus.